AUGAAGUGGCUCAUCCUGGCCCUGGUGUGUCUCCAGCUCUCGGAGGUUUCCCUCUGUAGAAUCAAACUGAAGAAAGCCAAGUCUAUCCGGGAGAAAAUGAGAGAGGCCGGAGUGCUACAAGACUACCUGAAGAAAACUCACUAUGAUCCAGCUAAGAAAUACCGCUUCAGUGGGGACUACGUUGUGAACGAGCCCAUGACUAGCCACCUGGAUUCCUCCUACUUCGGGGACAUCAGCAUGGGGACCCCCCCGCAAAACUUCACGGUGCUCUUCGACACGGGCUCCUCCAACCUGUCCACCUACGGCCAGACGGAGGCGUGCCAAAAUCACGCAACGUUCAACCCCAGUGAGUCCUCCACCUUCGUCUCCAACGGCCAGACCUACACCCUCUCCUACGGCAGUGGCUCGCUCACGGUGGUGCUGGGCUACGACACGCUGUCGAUCCAGACCAUCUCGGUCACGAACCAGGAGUUCGGGCUCAGUGAGAGCGAGCCAUCCGAGCCUUUCUACUACGCCGACUUUGAUGGGAUCAUGGGAAUGGCCUACCCCUCGCUGGCAGUGGGAGAGACGUCCACUGCGAUGCAGGGCAUGCUGCAGCAGAACCAGCUCACCGAGCCCAUCUUCAGCUUCUACUUCUCUCGCCAACCCACCUACAGCUAUGGGGGAGAGCUCGUUCUCGGAGGAGUUGACAAUCAGCUCUUCACUGGGAGCAUCAUGUGGGCACCGGUGACCCAGCAGCUUUACUGGCAGAUCGCAAUUGAUGAGUUUGCUGUGGGACAGUCUGUGACUGGCUGGUGCAGCCAGGGCUGCCAGGCCAUCGUGGACACCGGGACGUACAUGCUGACGAUGCCCCAGCAGUACAUGUACAGCUUCCUCGAGGCCGUGGGUGCCCAGGAGACCAGCUACGGUGUAAGUUAUGCAGUUGACUGCAACACGGUCCAGAGCUUGCCCACCAUCACCUUCAUCAUCAACGGCUACCAGCUCCCGCUCCCGCCCUCCGCCUACAUCUUGAACAGCAACAACUACUGCACUGUUGGGGUCGAGGCCACUUACCUGCCUUCCCAGAAUGGGCAGCCACUCUGGAUCUUGGGUGACGUUUUCCUCAAGGAGUAUUACAGUGUCUUUGACAUGGCUAACAACCGCGUCGGCUUCGCCACAUCGGCGUAG
Messenger RNA from Leptosomus discolor (cuckoo roller), 1167 nucleotides. The record is from RefSeq and is a predicted model, not a curated record. Lineage: Eukaryota; Metazoa; Chordata; Aves; Leptosomiformes; Leptosomidae.